Molecule: messenger RNA, 1263 nt
Organism: Camellia sinensis
Lineage: Eukaryota; Viridiplantae; Streptophyta; Magnoliopsida; Ericales; Theaceae
Product: manganese-dependent ADP-ribose/CDP-alcohol diphosphatase-like protein
Molecular function (GO): manganese ion binding; ADP-ribose diphosphatase activity; CDP-glycerol diphosphatase activity
Source: RefSeq, a predicted model, not a curated record
GUAGGAUACAAUUCGUCUCUCUUCAUUAACGACCACGAUUCCUCUCUCUCUCUCUCUCUCUCUCUCUCUCUCUACCUAUAUAUACGUAUAUCGGUGUAUAUAUAUAUGCAAAAUAACACAUUGACAUUAGAGCUCGUUUCAUCAGAUUCGUGUCUGGAUUCUUUUACUUGCUGACCAUGGGUUCUGCAACUGGGAUAGUGAGUGCACAAGGGAAGCAACCUCUUCUUUCUUUUGGGAUUAUAUCGGAUGUGCAGUAUGCUGAUAUUCCCGACGGGCAUUCAUUCCUUGGUGUUCCUCGUUACUAUCGACAUAGCAUUCUUGUCUUGCAAAGGGCAGUUCAGAAAUGGAACAAAAUGCAAAAGCUCAAAUUUGCAAUCAAUUUUGGGGACAUUGUUGAUGGGUUUUGCCCCAAAGACCAAUCUCUCAAUGCUGUUGAGAAAAUUGUCCAUGAAUUUGAGAUUUUUCGCCAUGGAUCUGUCUAUCACAUGAUUGGCAAUCACUGUCUCUACAGUCUCCCUCGUGACAGGUUACUUCCAUUAUUGAGAAUUCCCAGUGUUGAUAGCCGUGCUUACUAUGAUUUUUCUCCAAUUCCAGAAUACAGAUUUGUAGUCCUCGAUGGCUAUGAUAUUAGUGCCAUUGGUUGGCCUCAAGAUCAUCCAAAAACUAUAGAGGCCUUGAAAUGUCUGGGAGAGAGAAACCCCAAUUCAGACAAGAACAGUCCAACAGGGCUCGUGGGCCUGGAGAGAAGGUUCCUCAUGUUCAAUGGAGCGGUUGGAAAAGAUCAAUUAGAAUGGUUGGAUGGUGUGCUUCAAGACGCAAUAAAUUCAAACCAGAAAGUCGUUAUAUGUUGCCAUCUACCCUUAGAUCCUGGUGCAUCUUCCCCAGCAGCACUUCUGUGGAAUUACGACGAAGUAAUGGAUGUGAUACACCGAUAUAAUUGCGUGAAGGUUUGCUUAGCUGGACACGAUCACAAAGGCGGGUACUCCAUUGAUUCUCAUGGGUUGCAUCAUCGGGUCCUUGAAGCAGCCUUGGAAUGCCCUCCUGGCACAGAUUCAUUUGGAUAUGUAGAUGUUUUUGAUGACAGGUUAUUACUUUUUGGAACUGAUAGAAUGAAGAGCACUGAAAUGAUUUUUACUUCUUAAAAAUGCGACUAUUUGUAUGUAUGAUCUACCACUCGUUCGGUUUUUUUUCAAAAUGAAAUAAAAACGCAUUGUUGUAAUACAGUAGUUUCGCUUAAUAUUGAAGUCGGAUUUCUUUCUAAAA